AUGAGCCAAAAUACGCCUCGAGUUGCAUACAAAGACAGGACUGUCCUCGAUAAAGCUAGUAUCUGUACAAUUGCCGCCGAAAGACUUUUGCCAGAGGCAGAGAAACUGUUUGCUUGCUGGACCCCACGAAACCACGAUGCCGCAGGUACACGAGAAGCCUUCGACAGUUUCAAAGCGGACAUUCCAAAUACGAUAGGUCUUUUGCGAAAUUUGAAGCAGGAGAUGGAGAUUCUCCUUGAAAAGCGUGAUAGGGGGGAGGAUGUACGUCGUGAAACCAACUUGUCCGAAAGACAGCUUAAGAUCGUGUUCGAUGACGAACUUCCAGAUGUGAAUAAAUGUCUUGAAAACCUCUCUAAUAUAUGGGAGAAGUUGACCGCCAAAAAUGACAAUGGAGGUCAAGAAAAAACUUCUAAUGAAUGA
Glarea lozoyensis ATCC 20868 is the source of this 420-nucleotide messenger RNA. RefSeq lists its product as uncharacterized. The record is from RefSeq and is a predicted model, not a curated record. Lineage: Eukaryota; Fungi; Ascomycota; Leotiomycetes; Helotiales; Helotiaceae. The transcript has a single exon. The coding region runs from base 1 to 420 and encodes 139 amino acids.